This is a messenger RNA of Gossypium arboreum, 2465 nucleotides long. Its product is annotated as metal transporter Nramp6. The record is from RefSeq and is a predicted model, not a curated record. Gene Ontology annotation, molecular function: manganese ion transmembrane transporter activity; cadmium ion transmembrane transporter activity. The transcript has 14 exons. NCBI's taxonomy places the organism in Eukaryota, Viridiplantae, Streptophyta, Magnoliopsida, Malvales, Malvaceae. Gene Ontology annotation, cellular component: membrane. Gene Ontology annotation, biological process: metal ion transport. The coding region runs from base 634 to 2256 and encodes 540 amino acids.
AAACAAGAAACUCUAAGAUCUCCUUUCUGUUGUUCCAGAAAUUAAACAAAAAAAAAAAACAAAAAAAAACAACACCAUUAAAUAGUUAUAGAUUGCGGAGUAGAGCUAAGAGCCCCCACGAAAAAGUCAAAGCUAAGCAACAAAAGCCUAAAGUUGCUGUCGAAGAAACAGUAUUAAAUUUUAAGAAAGGCAAGAAUUCAAUUCAUACAAAAACUCUCUCUAUAUAUAAUAGGAAGAGGGAAAGCCAUACUCUACUAAGGAGAAAGGAAACUGAGAGGAAAAGCCACUCUGGGUCUCUCUGAUUUUCCCUUCUCUUCCUUUCCUAUAUACGCUUUUUUCUUAGGUUCAGUUCGAACGCUGUUUUUAUUCGACAUUUGAAGAUUCAAUCUCAAAGCUGCGGGUUUUUUUUUUCAUCUGUCUUUUGUCUACCAUCAUGCGUUUUCAAGCCUUUGGUUUUUUCGUCAUCAGAUGGGAAUCAAACACUUUUUUUUUCCUACUUAAACUAUUUGGUUUCUACUACGAGUUUGUGUCUGCUUCAACUUUAAUGCUCAUUUGUUAUUUAAUUUGCUGACUGGCUUUUAAUAUUUUUGCUUUUUAAGUUGAAUCAGAUACGGUAGAGAAGAAAAAGAACGUAUGAUGGGAUCUAAUUCCGGGCAGCCGCAGUUCAUAGCUAGCACCGGCAACCGGAGUUUCUCAAAUGCCCCGCUGAUUCAGAAUGCAGAUACUAAUCAAAUUGUGGUGCCUGACCGGAAAAGCUGGAAAAACUUUUUUGCGUACAUGGGUCCUGGAUUCCUUGUUUCAAUUGCAUAUAUCGAUCCUGGAAAUUUUGAAACUGAUCUUCAAGCCGGAGCGCAGUACAAAUAUGGGUUACUUUGGAUCAUAUUAGUGGCUUCAUGUGCUGCUCUUGUUAUUCAGUCCCUGGCUGCCAAUUUGGGUGUUGUCACAGGGAAGCAUUUAGCAGAGCACUGUAGAACUGAAUAUCCUAGAGGCCCAAACUUCGUGUUAUGGGUUCUUGCUGAAAUCGCUAUUGUUGCAUGUGAUAUUCCUGAAGUGAUUGGCACAGCCUUUGCGUUAAACAUGCUCUUCAACAUCCCAGUUUGGAUUGGUGUCCUAUUGACGGGGCUCAGUACAUUGGUUCUUCUAGCAUUGCAGCAAUAUGGGGUUAGGAAACUUGAGUUUUUAAUCGCUUUUCUUGUACUUACAAUUGCUGGGUGCUUUUUUGCGGAGAUGAACUAUGCGAAGCCUGUGGCUAGUGAAGUUCUUGAUGGGCUUUUUGUUCCUCAACUCAAAGGAAAUGGUGCCACCGGUCUAGCAAUUUCACUCCUUGGGGCUAUGGUUAUGCCGCACAACCUCUUUCUCCACUCUGCACUGGUGCUUUCCAGGAAAAUCCCUCGAUCCGUCCGGGGCAUUAAGGAGGCUUGCAGAUUUUAUAUGAUAGAAAGUGGCUUCGCUUUAAUGGUGGCAUUUCUCAUUAACAUAUCAGUUAUCUCUGUAAGUGGUGCAGUUUGCAAUUCAUCAAAUUUGAAUCAAGAAGAUCAGGAUAGUUGUGAAGAUUUAGACCUGAACAAGGCCUCAUUCUUACUAAGAAAUGUCUUAGGCAGUUGGAGUUCAAAACUUUUUGCAGUUGCUUUGCUGGCAUCAGGUCAGAGUUCUACUAUAACGGGAACAUAUGCUGGCCAAUAUGUAAUGCAGGGCUUUCUUGAUUUACGACUAACACCAUGGAUCCGGAACAUGCUUACUCGGUGCUUGGCAAUUGUCCCUAGUUUAAUUGUUGCCAUCAUUGGUGGCUCUGCUGGGGCUGGAAAGCUAAUUAUCAUUGCUUCAAUGAUAUUAUCCUUUGAGCUACCUUUCGCACUCAUUCCGCUUCUCAAGUUCACCAGCAGUAAGACGAAAAUGGGAGCAUAUGUCAACUCAAUUGCGGUUUCAGCUAUCACGUGGAUCAUCGGAUCCCUGAUCAUGGGCAUAAACAUAUACUAUCUUAUGACGAACUUCAUCCACUUGCUUCUUCACAAUCACUGGGAGCUUGUGGCAGUUGUGUUUCUGGGAAUAUUUGGAUUUUCAGGGGUGGCGAUCUAUUUGGCUGCAAUAGCAUACCUGGUAUUCCGGCCUAACAAAGAAGCAACGCACCUUCUGGCAUUAACAUCCGAAAAUCAACAUAUGGUUGACGAUGCGGGCAACACAUCAAUGUACUGUCUCCCUCGAGAAGAUAUAGUAAGCAUGCAGUUACCUCAGAGACGGCAGACAGAGGACAUUUGACUAACAGACUAUACCAGCUUAUCUACAUUGUGAAGGCAGGUUUUACUCUAGUUUUUCGUGUUUUCGUUUAGAGUAGUAGAAUAAGGGCUUUACUCGCUAGGAAGGAUAGGAAAAAGGGUACAAAUCGGAAAACCUUGCCGAUUCUAAUGUGGCUUUCUCCUGUUUGUGCAAUAUUUUGAUAAUGGAUUACACUUUCUUCUUGUUCAAAA